This is a messenger RNA of Haliotis rubra (blacklip abalone), 2390 nucleotides long. RefSeq lists its product as uncharacterized. The record is from RefSeq and is a predicted model, not a curated record. Bases 90 to 896 code for a protein of 268 amino acids. NCBI's taxonomy places the organism in Eukaryota, Metazoa, Mollusca, Gastropoda, Lepetellida, Haliotidae. The transcript has 5 exons.
UGCAAAUGUCGACAAGGAGACACUAUUUCUGAUUUCUUCCGAAGAAAGUUACGUUAUCUGAGUGAAAAAGUCACAAAAUCGUAUCUAAAAUGGGUAGGAAAACAAAGCUACCCCCACUUCGGCCACCGAGCUGCACAAGCCCGAUCUAUGACCCUGGAGCCAGGGAUCCUCGCCGUGUGCGUCUCCCACAGAUUGUCAACACCCCACUGGUGACGACUGUACAGGGACAGAACAACCUUGGACGACGUGUCAGACCACCUACAGGUUCUCACCACAGCACAUCAGUGCACUCCGUGAACUACUUGCCACACCCACCUUGCAGCCGUGAACCAGCAGCCUACAAUGACAACACCCAGAUGCCUCACCCUAGUUUCAAGGACUACCAGGUCAGACGACCAGUCAACUCCCAGUUGGAUCUGACCCUGCCAAGCAUCAACAAUGGACUUUCACGUAGACAUGUCCGUUUGCUCCGGAGACAGCAGAUGUCUCACAUGACGUAUGGUGGGAACGAGAGACUCAGCCCUCAAGGAGGACCUGGAAGCAGCCACCACUCUCCUGAAGCAGUGCCUCUAGCGAUCCAUGGACAGAGGAUCUACACCCCAUUUACUCGCUCCCCCGGGGAAGGCAUGGAGGACCCAGUCUCAGACGUCAGCUCCGAGGAGAUUUUCCCCUUGGGUGGAUCAGACAGCACAACCACAGUGCAGCGCCUCAACCUGUCCGAGGUACCAUCUCUCAACCUGCCACAGAUCCCCAGGCGAUCUCCACGACUCCUCACACCCCGGCUGAUGGCCCAGGACUACGCAGCUGAUGACAUGAGGUCACCCAGCCCCAGCACAUUACCCCAUCUUCCUCGCAUCAGGAAACACAAGAGGAGGGCCGCCACUGAUGAUUGCUAGACAACUCUUGAAGACACAACACAAGUAUUUCAAAAUCAAUAUUUAGGCAGUUAAGGUGAAACUUUAUUUAGAUUUUAUGUAACAUUUGGCAACAAAGAACCUAUUUUCUAGUUAAAGAGUGUCUUUUCAGGUCUUCAAAAGUGAAAUUAUAUUUAAUACUAGCAACAAAAUUUGGGGUUAAUUGGUACAUGGGUAGCUAUUUUCCUAGAAAACAUUACGAGCAACGUUUCGAACAAUAUAAAGGGUAAGAUUUCUAUUGAUACCAUUUUAGUAUAGCAGUGAAUUCGACAACUUGUGUUCAACUUUUAUUUGACAGUUAUGAUGAGAUAUUUUAGCCUUUUCUUGAGGCAUGCGAUUUUGUUAUUACUGACAUUUUGCCUUACUUUUUAAGGCUAUAUCCUACUGAGAACCCUGUGAUACUGUUUCAUGAUAUGUUUUAACCAGAUUUUUAUGAAGUAUUGCCACAGUAUACAAUGUACAGUACACUGAUUGAACUCACGAUGCCUCAAUUUGCCAGACACUGAAUUAUAUGUAGGGCUGCUUUGAGGAUAGAGGAAUAUACAUAUCUUGCAAAACAUAGGUCUUAUGACAGUGUCCACCAAGUUAGCAUACUGCUCUGACUCAGAACACUUUAGUAGUUUCCUAUCCAAUAUGGACAAGUAUUAUGUAAUUUAUAAGGUCUUUUCAAAAUGAUGAUGCAGUUCAGUGUUAUCACGCGUUUUUCAAUGGGGCACAAGUGAAAUGAUAUUACUUUGAAGUAAUGAUGCAACAACUGGCCAUGUUAUUUUCAGAAUCUAGUCAAUAAACUAAGAAAUUACCUCAUGUUUGUUAAGUGGAUUAUAUGAGAUAUUAAUCAAUCAAUAAUUGCAUUUGUGCUCUAAAUGUCAUCAUUGAAUGUGAAGUUAGCAAAAUCACAAUAACUAACCUGAACUGCUCAAUCAAGCUAUCAGUUAUACCACAAGGGUUGGGAGUUGAAGAAGUAAUUUUCUUAUUACCUGAACAUGUGUGAAGCUUGGUAUUGACAUAUUGGUAUUCAGUUUUACUGAUAAAAGUAUCUAAGCGAUGUCAUUCAUGGCCAUGGGUGUUUUGACAGACAUAAAAUGCCACAGCUGUUACAUACAAUUGAUCACAGCACAUAUCCAUCAUUUCAUGGUUAGAGAUAGUCUGUAUCAUAGAGUCAUAUCAUAUCUUGAGUCAAGGUCAUCUGUCAAACUUGAUGCCUUGGUCAGAGCAACAUGACCAUCUCCACUUCUGAUGCAGCUGUAUCUCGUAAGAUCACAGAACAUCAUUCGGUAUCAGCUGUACUGAGGUCACAGAUGGGAUUCAACUUCUGAUGUGCUUAUCAGACACCUGGUUUACGAUAGAGAUAAUCUGCCAGGUGACACCUUGUCUACCAUAGAGGCUAACCCAAUCUGCCAGGUGACACCUUGUCCACCAUAGAGGCUAACCCAAUCUGCCAGGUGACACCUUGUCUACCAUAGAGGCUAGCCCAAU